Pelmatolapia mariae (spotted tilapia) is the source of this 1855-nucleotide messenger RNA. It is a transcript of the gene znf277, whose product is annotated as zinc finger protein 277. NCBI's taxonomy places the organism in Eukaryota, Metazoa, Chordata, Actinopteri, Cichliformes, Cichlidae. The record is from RefSeq and is a predicted model, not a curated record. The coding region runs from base 11 to 1318 and encodes 435 amino acids. The transcript is spliced from 12 exons.
GACACCAGACAUGGCCGCCAGCGAGCCGAGUAAAGACGGUAAGGACAGCAUUCUGGAGGCGCUGUGUUUCCCCGAGCAGCCGGCUGACACCUCCAGCGCUCCCGGUGUUCAAUGUCCCGGCUCCGAGCCGCUGGUCUGCCUGUUCUGCUCUGAGUCCGUCCCACCGCCGCAGAAAGACGUCCUCCUCAGACACCUGCUGAUGGAGCACAAGCUUGUCAUCGCCGACGUCAAACUCAUCGCAGACGUCCCAAAGUACUUGCUGUACUGGAAGGGCAGAUUCCUCGAGCAGCCAGUCACAGAUUUCUGCAGCGUCAUCAAAACCAACUCCACGGGCCCAGUCGAGAAGCAGGAGGACUACUUCCUGCUGUGUGACGUCCUUCCAGAAGACAGAGUCCUCCGAGAGAAGCUGCAGCAGAAACGACUGGAGGAGGUCCUGGAGCAGCAGCAGAAGGAGCGAGACGACAGCAGCUUCCAUCGUCUCUGCAUGUUCUGCAGCGAAGAGUUCACGGGAAACAGGUCGUCUCUGCUGAACCACAUGGCCAGAGAGCAUUCCUUCAGCAUCGGACUGCCGGACAACAUCGUCUACUGCAGCGAGUUCCUCGACACGCUGCAGGACAAACUGGACAGUCUGCAGUGUCUGUACUGCGAGAAAACGUUUCGAGAUAAAACCACGCUGAGGGAUCACAUGAGGAAAAAAGCUCACCGCCGCAUCAACGCCAAAAACCACGAGUACGACCGCUUCUACGUCAUCAACUACCUGGAACUGGGAAAAACGUGGGAGGAGGUGCAAAGCGAAGAUGACCGUGAGCUGGCGGAUGAUGAGGAUGAUGAUUGGUCGGACUGGCAGGCUCAUCCGGUCUCUGCAGUGUGUCUGUUCUGUGAUCACCAAUCGGAGACGUUGGAGCAGAUCUACGCGCAUAUGAAGGAGGCUCACGGCUUCGACUUCCACCUCCUUAAGACCGAGCUCAACCUCAAGUUCUACCAGCAGGUCAAACUGGUGAACUUCAUCCGGCGGCAGAUCCAUCAGAGCCGCUGCUACGGCUGCAUGCGGAUGUUCGACUGCCGGGCGGACGCCCUGCGUCACAUCACGGCUGAAGGUCACGUGAUGAAACUGCCGGAGAUGUCCGCCUGGGACCAGCCGCAGUACUACUUCCCCACGUACGAGAACGACGCUCUCCUGUGCACGCUCUCUGACAGCGAGGAAGGCGACGGUGACGAGGAGCAUCGCAGCGAGGAGAUCCCGGUCAUCGCGGAGGACAUCUCUAACCUGAGAGCGCUGAAACAGUCCAGCGUCCUCAAGCAGCUGCUGAAGGAGUGAGGAGGCAGCAGCUAGGACCACAGACGGACACGUGUCAUACAUUUGACUCAAAGUCGUCUCUGAGGUCGGCUGAGCUCAGCUCAUGGUGACCACAUCCCACAUGGGUGGAACGCAGCGGCACGGGUUUGAGUCCGGCCCGUGGUCUUUCCCUCUCAACUAUUUCCUGUACGUCUCUACUUAGUACAGAUAAAAAAGGCAAAAGGAAAAAGUUUAAAAGAAGAGUCCUCUCCACAGCUGGACACGCGGACGCCAUGAUGUCCGCUGUAACGUAAUUGCUCUGCCUCAUGCAGUGAAGCUGAAACAUGCGUUUUCUUGAAAAUGAAUUUUAUUACUCGAGUAAAAAUGAUUUUCUUUUGUAACUUGUAACUGAGCUGGAUUCAGUGCUGUGGUGGACGGGCAGCUCAUCGUCAAGAUAAGACGAGAGAACUCUUUAUUGUCAUUGCACAGUCAUACUUAGAACAACAGUACUACACAAUUGGAAACUGUCCCGCGUCGGCACUACGCACAACACAACACAGGAACUUAAUAAAUGAAAAG